AUGAGUAGGAGGAGCCUCCGUAGCGGUGCGGCUGAGUCAGUGAGGUCUCCAUGGCACUCUCAAGAGUCGACUUCAAGGUCUCGCUGGGAAAUGGAAGACGCGAGUUCAGUAUGUUCACGGCUGUGCUACUGUGGGAACGUUGUCAAAACGCAUACAUCGUGGAUGGUUUCUCAUCCUGGAAGGAGGUUUCAAGUAUGUGCAAGGACGAAUGGAUGUACAUUUUGGGAAUGGGCUGACCCAGAGAUGUGUGACAGAUCGAAGCACAUAAUUCUAGGCUUGCUUAGGAAAAUAUAA
Molecule: messenger RNA, 294 nt
Organism: Prunus armeniaca (apricot)
Lineage: Eukaryota; Viridiplantae; Streptophyta; Magnoliopsida; Rosales; Rosaceae
Source: the annotation of a GenBank genome assembly